Messenger RNA from Staurois parvus, 317 nucleotides. The record is from the annotation of a GenBank genome assembly. NCBI's taxonomy places the organism in Eukaryota, Metazoa, Chordata, Amphibia, Anura, Ranidae.
UGCCACGUGUCAGUGUCCAUCAGUGCCAGCUGUCAGUGCUAAUCAGUGCCACGUGACAGUGCCCAUCAGUGCCACAUAUCAGUGCCCGUCAGUGCCACCUAUCAAUGCCAAUCAGUGCUGCCAAUGAGUGCCAGUCAGUGUCGCCUAUCAGUGCCAGUCAGUGUCGCCUAUCAGUGCCAGUCAGUGUCGCCUAUCAGUGCCAGUCAGUGUCGCCUAUCAGUGCCAGUCAGUGCCGCCUAUCAGUGCCAUAUAUCAGUGUCAUGUAUCAGUGCUGUCUUUCAGUGCCCAUCAGUGAUGUCUGUCAAUGCCCAUCAGUG